Molecule: messenger RNA, 903 nt
Organism: Ilyonectria robusta
Lineage: Eukaryota; Fungi; Ascomycota; Sordariomycetes; Hypocreales; Nectriaceae
Exons: 1
Coding region: 1-903 (300 amino acids)
Source: RefSeq, a predicted model, not a curated record
AUGAAUGUUCUCGUCGUUGGUGGAACUGGUAUGAUCGGUGGGCAUGCUGCUCUAUAUUUAUGCUCGAUCGGAUUCAAAGUGACCAUUUCCGGUCGCCAUCAGCCUGAAGUACCAUUACUCUCCAAACUCCCGUUUAUUCGAGGCGAUUACACCAAGGACGAGAUUGCAAUAGAGCAACUGGCCGACUUCGAUGUUGUCAUCUUCGCAGCCGGGAGCGAUAUUCGCCAUGUUCCAGACAAUGAAGACGGAGAUGGACACUUCCUUCGUGUCAAUGGCACCAUUGUUCCCGCCUUUGCCCGGCUGGCGCGCGAUGCUGGCGUGAAGCAGUUCAUCCACUUGGGCAGCUUCUACUACCACGUUGCACCAGAAAAGGUCAAGACCAGCGCUUACGUGCGGUCGCGCAAAAUGGCAGCGGACGGAGUAGUGGCUCUUGCGACACCUGAGUUUUCCGCAUGUAGCUUGGAUGCUCCCUUUGUUGUUGGGACAGUGCCGGGAAUGCAGUCGUCCAUCUUCAUCGCCAUGACUCGGUAUGCUCAAGGCACUCUUGGAAUUCCCCCAUACGCUCCGCCUGGCGGGGCGAGCUUCAUUUCGGCUCAGUCGCUUUCCGAGGCAAUUGCUGGCGCGAUUGAGAACAGUGGCAAGGUAUCGGGCAAGGCACUUGUCUUUGGGGACGAAAAUCUCACCUUUGAGGCCUACUUUGGCAUGUUCUUCCGUGCGCUCGGCCUGAAUACCAAGGUUGUAGCUUCCGGUGAGGACCAUCCACUUCUCCCUGAAGCCACUAGAUAUGCAGGCAAUGUAAUGGCGUCGGUGGAGACUACGCCGGACGUUUACGAUCUUUUGGGAAGAUAUCGACGGGGCGAUAUCUAUAGGGCAAUACAGGAGAUUGUCUCGCAGUAUAAAUAG